GGAAUUAGCACAGGGGCCAUGCCAGGGCAAGCAUUUAGGAAGUUUCUUUCUUUGACAAAGUGUUGGCUGAAAAGUGUCACAGAAACUGUAGCCAAAGGUGUCAUUAUGCGCUUAGAAAAAGCUCAAGGAAAAGCAUUGCAGCCAACAGUAGUGGAGCCUGUUGGAUCAGGCACCAAGGAAAUGAUGGAGAUUCAACUAGGUAGUGGGAAAGUUGGAGGUAAAAUUCUUCUGGAUUAUGGGAGCAUUAAAGUAGUUCUGGACAACAAGGAUUAUUUUGCCUUUAGAGAUGGUGACUACUGGAAGACAAGUAUACUAAAAUCACUGUUUGAAAAUUACAUCACAUAAAGAUGCCAUCUCAUUGAAACUCUGAAAUCUUUCAUCCUGUAAAUAAUCGCGGUGCCUCUUUUAUAAUAAACUAAUGUUAUGUAAACUCAUGACAUCUGUUUUUCUUUAAACUGGCUUCACUGUUUUGGAGUG
Molecule: messenger RNA, 477 nt
Organism: Ochotona curzoniae (black-lipped pika)
Lineage: Eukaryota; Metazoa; Chordata; Mammalia; Lagomorpha; Ochotonidae
Product: 10 kDa heat shock protein, mitochondrial-like
Exons: 1
Coding region: 19-345 (108 amino acids)
Source: RefSeq, a predicted model, not a curated record